UUGCCAUCUUGGUCUUCGCGACUGACGACGCACGAUAGGUCCGAUUGUGAGUUCAUUGGUAUGUGUUUAAGCCCGGUUAGCUUCUGCUAGGCUGGUCUCGUGUUUCCAGUUAUCUACCGAUUUACCGAACUUUGAAGUGAGUGUUUUUUUAAUCGAAAUUAAAAUCAUGUACACCGUCUCGAAGGGACCUAGUAAAAUCGUAGCAAAAACACGCAGAGGUAUUAGCCAGAACUUGGAGAGACUCGAAACAUUGCGUGACCUUACGCGAAAAUCAGAUCCUGACGAUAAUCACGAUGUUGUCAAUCACGUUCCUAAGCCGGUCUUCCACAUAAAUGGAAAAUCAAAAUUCAGCUCUCAGAGGCAGAACCAUGAAGCAAUUACUCCACAACACGAGGAGCUCAUCAAGUUCGUCUACGAAUCUUGGAGCCAAGUCAGCACUCAAAAUGGCGAGUCCUCCGAUGGUUCGGAAUGCUCGGAGCCUUGUAGUGAGCAGUUAAAUUACCGUGCAGGAUCCAUAGUUUAUUACAACGACGGAGAACCUAACGUUAUUUUACAGGACUUCAAACCAUUCGAUUUAGAGUCUUGGUGGGGUAAGCGGCUCUUCCACAAUAUCACCAAGUCCCUUUAAAACUCUUGUGGACUUAACAUUAGCAAUAUCCAGUUGAAUUAUUGUAAAAUUAUUAACGAUACGAUUGAAUGAAUCAAGAUGCGUGUUGAUUUCGAUACGAAUAAUGUUUUGCAUGAAGACAAUUACGCGCACAAAAAAUCGAUUCAACAUUCGAAAUUUAGUAAAUAAUAGUCAUGAAUCUUGCAGAAAAAAAAACGAAAACAAGAAAAAAAAAAGGGAAAAAAUAAACAAGUAAAACUAUGAAAAAAAAAAAUCAGCAAUAUUUUCUAACGAUAUCUUUCUGGAUUCUUGUUUUUUUCAAUCGAAAGAUAUCGUUGCUUUUACAAUAGUGUAUAAUAAACAAAAAUCAUUAGUCGAGACUUCUAUUAGAUGCGAAAAGUCUUAAAGUUACAUUUGAUAACUAGUAUAGAAAGUUAUAGAAAGAAAAUUGUAAAAACGAGAAAGAAAGAAGAAUACGUCAUGGUUAUACGUACCUAAGUGUAUAGGUAGGUGAGAAGAAUUGAAUUUACACGCGAUAAAAGUUUUUACGAGUACCAUUUUUUACACACGAAUGAAGAAAAAAAAAUAAAAAAAUCUAAAAAAAUAAUUAAUGAAAAGGAAGAAAAUCAAAUCAAAUAUGUAAAUAAUAGGUGCUUUUGUUAUUUGUUUUUUUCUUAUUUUGAAGUAGCAAAAAAAGAAGAAAAAAAAAAAAUGCAAAUAUAUUUCGUUGGAUAUUGAACUGUUAUUUGUUGAAUUUUAUUGAUUGUUAGUAAAUUUUUGAGGAGUUGAAACCAUGAUAUUGUAAUAGAUAAUAUUCGAACUUCUUCAGUGUUUUUUAUCGCUGUUUAAUAUCCUGUAGAACGCAAUGUGUCGUGUGUUUUGUCAUAUUAGUUGAUUGCUAAAGCAAGUGAAAAAAUUUCGACCGCUAUCGUCAUGACGUUCUUUAUUUUUAAAAAUACAUACGCUAUAUACAUAAUUUGAUCAUCACAGGGAUUUGAUAUAGAAAAUGGAUCAUGAAUAAAUGCAAUUUCACGUAGACAAUAAAUAUUAUGAUUUAUCUUAACAUAAAAAAAUAUAUGUAGAAUGAAUGUUGCAUGCCCAACAAAAUAUUAAGAAAAAAUGAAGGAGGAAAAAUAAUAAGAAAAGAAAGAAAUUAACAAUAACGAAAUAAAGCAAUUGAUUUAUUAGGUAUUAUUGAACAAUUGUGCGAAUAUGUCUUUAUACAUGAAUGUGUAUGUAUUAGUAUUUUAUACACACAGCGCUUGUCCGUCAAAAGAAUGUUUGAAAAUGAUAUCAAUAUGAUUGUUAAAACAAUUUUAUCAUUUAACUAUAUUUUAAGUAUAACUAGUAUAACUUCGUAGACUGAUACCAUUAAGAUUGUUAUUAAACAUAUAUACGCAUAUACAUGCGCAUAGAUAUGUAUUUAUCUAUACACAUCUAUAGCAGCAAUGUGGCGUUGAAUAAUAUUAAUGGCGUGGCUCGAUUAUUGUUGAGAUUGUUAAUCUGGGUGUGUAAAAGUUUAUUAUCUCAGCGAUAAUCGGCUUUUAACAGUUCUUAUUUCUUAUUUUAUGUUUUCUUUUUAUUCUGUUUCGAUGCCAUUAAUUUAUUUUUGCCACAUGAAAUCGUAUUGCAAUUCAUAAAUGAAUUGUAAUUGUAGUCGACUAUGUAGUGAAAAAAAAAAAAAUUUGGCCAGUGGCUGCCGAAUUUGUUACAAUUAAAACAAAAUAUAUAUAUAUAUAUAUAUAUAUCUUUAUAUUUUAA
Athalia rosae (coleseed sawfly) is the source of this 2368-nucleotide messenger RNA. RefSeq names its product MAPK regulated corepressor interacting protein 2. The record is from RefSeq and is a predicted model, not a curated record. The transcript has 6 exons. NCBI's taxonomy places the organism in Eukaryota, Metazoa, Arthropoda, Insecta, Hymenoptera, Athaliidae. Bases 167 to 628 code for a protein of 153 amino acids.